AUGGCGGAACCCGAAGAGGACUUUAGUUCCUUGCCGCUGCCCGACCGAUUUGUGCACAAGGCCUACGAAGACGCCGCGAAGCAGUUUGAGCGCACGCCCGACGAGUCCGACCCAGCCUUCCGACCGUUCCUGCAGGAUGCGAGCCUGUGGAAGGGCGCCGUCGCCGACUCCAAUGUCGCCGCCCAGCAGGACGGCAUCGCCGCCCUCGUCGCGUUCCUGCAGUACGGCGGCCGCGAGAACAGCGUCCGCACCCGCAGCGCGACCGUCAGCAGCCUCGUCGAAAAGGGCCUGUCGUCGACGCGCGCCGCCACCAAGGCCUCGGCGCUCGAGGCGCUGCUGCAGUACAUUGAGCUCGACGUCGCCGCGCCCGUCGUCGAGGACAUGCUGCCGUCCCUGGCCGCGAAGCAGCCCAAGGUCGUGGCCGCGUGCCUGGCGGCGCUGACGGCCAUCUACCACGCGUACGGCUGCAAGAUUGUCGACCCCAAGCCCGUGCUCAAGCUGCUGCCCAAGGCCUUUGGCCACGCCGACAAGAACGUGCGCGCCGAGGCGACCAAGCUGGCCGUCGAGUUCUACCGCUGGCUGCGCGAGGCCAUGAAGCCCAUGUUCUGGGGCGACCUGAAGCCGACGCAGCAGGCCGAGCUCGACGCCCAGUUCGAGGCCAUCAAGGCCGCCAACGACGUGCCCAAGCAGGAACGGCUGCUGCGCACACAGCAGGCGGCGCGCGAGGUCGCGGCCGCGUCGGGUGGCGGCGCCGGCGAGAUGGACGACGACGGCGGUGCGGGCGACGGCGGCGGCGGCGACGACCCGGGCGAGGUGGACGCGUUCGACCUGGCGGAGCCGCAGGACGUGCUGAAAAAGAUACCGGGCGACUUCAGCGAGAAGCUGGCGUCGUCCAAGUGGAAGGACCGCAAGGAGGCCGUCGAGGCGCUGUAUGCCGUGCUCAACGUGCCGCGCAUCAAGGACGGCGACUUUGGCGAGGUCAACCGCGGGCUGGCCAAGUGCAUGAAGGACGCCAACGUGGCCGUCGUCACGCAGGCGGCGCAGUGCAUCGAGGUCCUCGCCAAGGGCCUGCGCAAGGGCUACGGCAAGUACCGCUCGGUGGUCAUGCAGCCCAUCCUGGAGCGGCUCAAGGAGAAGAAGCAGGCGGUGGCCGACGCGCUGGGCGCCGCGCUCGACCAGGUGUUUCUGGCGACCGAUCUGAGCGAGUGCCUCGAGGACAUCACCACCUUCUUGUCGCACAAGAACCCGCAGGUCAAGGAGGGCACCAUGCGCUUCCUGAUCCGGUGUCUGCGCACGACGCGGACCGUGCCGAGCAAACAGGAGAUUGCCACCAUUGUGGAGGCGGCCAAGAAGCUGCUGGCCGAGGGCAGCGAGGGCCUGCGGUCGGGCGGCGCCGAGGUCUUGGGCACCGUGAUGAAGAUUAUCGGCGAGCGCGGCAUGAACCCGCACCUCGAGGGCCUCGACGACAUCCGCAAGACCAAGAUCAAGGAGUUUUACGAGACCGCCGAGGUCAAGGCCAAGGAGAGGCCCAAGGCAGUGGCCCCGCCCCCCGCACAACGGGCACCGGGCGGCCCGCCCAAGAAGGUCAUGGGUGGCGGCCUCAAGAAGGGCCCCUCACCACUGAAGAAGGCGGCGCCGGCAGCGGCCGCAGCUGCGGCGAGAGACGAGCCAGCACCAGCACCAGCAGCGGCGGCACCACCACGGCCCGCCGGCGGCAAGCUGGGCAUGCCAAAACCGUCCGGUCUCGGCGGCAUGAAGCCGCCAACAAAGCGCACGCUGGCCGGCCCCGGCCCCCUGUCACCACGCCGCGUCGCUGCGCCCCCGCCCGCCCCUGCCUCGCCACCCCUCGACUACGACGAACCCGAACCUGCCCCGACAACGCCGGCCCCACAACCGCGCGUCGGCCUCGGCCGGCCGGGCCUCGCAGCACGGUCACUGGCCAAGCCGUCCGCUCUCGCAGCGGCCCCCGCCGCCGCGCCGCCGUCGCCCACACCCCAAAUGUCCGGCCUGAUGGCCGUCGAACGUGCCGAGCUCGAAGAGCUGCGGCUGGCCAACGACCGUUUGCUGCGCAACGCGGACGAGUCGCGGCAAGAGCGCGCCCGCUUCCUGUCCGAGAUCCAGGAGCUCAAGAACCAGAACGCGGGCCUGAUCGAGGACCACACGCGCAACAUGCUGAGCAUCAAGGCCAAGGAGACGCAGCUCGUGCGCGCCCGCAGCGACGCCGAGGCUGCUGAGCAGACCAACGAGCGCCUGCGCCGCGAGCUGGACCGGCUGAAGCGCGCUCUCAACAAGGCCGAGGCGGCCCUGGUCAACGGCGCGGGUGUCGGUGCGGGCACGAGUGCCUCCGUAGGCAGCCCCAGUCCGGGCCCCGGUGCCGGUCCCGGCUUUGCCUCGCCCACCCACGACGAUGCCGGCAUCUACCGCGACGGCGCCUACCCGACGAGCGCCAGCCGCAACCGCAUCAGCUACGCGAGCACCAUGUCUGAGGAGAAGGAGAACGGCGAGCUGGCCGCCGCCUACCCGCGGAGCAAGCUGAGCCCGGAUCUGCGGUACGGCGGAGGCUCCAGUGGACGCGGCAGCCCGGCCCGCGGGUUCCGGCGGGAUCUGGCGUCGGGCACAGACGACAUUCACGUCGGUCCGCCGAGUGCAGGCGGCGGCCGGUUUGGCAUGGGCGGUAGUGCUGGCAGCGGAGGUGGUGGUAGUGGUGGUGGUGGUGACCGUGGCAGCACGGGCAGCCUUGGCGGCGUAUCAUCGUCCGGCGGCGGCGGCAGCGGCGGCGCUGUGGCUGGGCAGGAGAGCUGGAAACGGGCAGCCGAGGUGACUAACCAGCUCAAGGCACGGAUCGAGCAGAUGAAGGCCAAGCAAGGGAUCAAGCGAGGGUGA
Messenger RNA from Sporothrix schenckii 1099-18, 2883 nucleotides. RefSeq names its product STU2 protein. The record is from RefSeq and is a predicted model, not a curated record. Gene Ontology annotation, molecular function: microtubule plus end polymerase activity; microtubule plus-end binding. Gene Ontology annotation, biological process: mitotic spindle organization; microtubule polymerization; establishment or maintenance of microtubule cytoskeleton polarity. The transcript has 2 exons. Bases 1 to 2883 code for a protein of 960 amino acids. NCBI's taxonomy places the organism in Eukaryota, Fungi, Ascomycota, Sordariomycetes, Ophiostomatales, Ophiostomataceae. Gene Ontology annotation, cellular component: spindle pole body; kinetochore; centrosome.